UCCAGAUGCCUUGCUUGUUGUUGUGUAUUGCUAUGCUCAGGCUAUAUGCCGAAAAUGUUUGGAAUCUUCAAGAAGAGACGUGUGCACAUUUAACCUUUAAGUACCCCCAUCUGAUAUGGGCAUUUUCAUCAGAUCAUCGCCGUGUGAUAUUUCCUUACAUGAAUCGCCAUUGGUGUUCGCCUUGUGUCAAAGUCCAAGUCCUGGAAAUGAACUUUUCCACCCCUGGUGACGUGUAGCAACGAGACUCAAUUACAUCAGUCUCAGAAGGUAGAACUAGCUGUGCAAGUUAACAUGUUUAUAGAGAAGGCACUUCUUCACAUCUACAAGCCUCAAAGAAAAUGGCUGUUAAGAGCUGAAAGUUUAAGUGUAAUUUGUCUAUCAAAACACAGGCGAGCAACUUAACAGACCCUGGAAAGGGCAUGAAUGUGCGGCAUGGUAAAAGUAAUGCUAGUACAAACUUCUGGAAGAUAUUUAUUUUGGAACCUCGUAAAAUCAGUUCUUUAUCUGAGGCCAUGAUAAAUUUUCCUAAACUUAAACAGUACGUGGUGAAGGGUUUCAAAUGAAACUUUCGGUGGAGCGUAAAAACCGUUGAAACACGUCAGACAACUAAGAGCUUGGGCUUACUCAAAGAACAAGCUAGACCAACUCGUUGUUUUUGUCAGAUGAAGAGACAAAUUGGUGAUUCCAGAGGCAGACAGACAACCAAACAGACAUGUGUAUCAUUCUCACCAACGCGUUCCACAACAUAUAUUAAACUUUGAGCGAUUAAGUUCAUGUGGAGACAGAACCGAAUUGAGAAACAUUAGGCUAUGCUGAUCCGUGGAGACAGAACGAGGAAAGACACGUAAGAUUUGCGUUAGCUGAGCUUAUUCCUACGUAGAGGAGUUACCACGUCAGGCAAAGAAAUUGAUAGUAUGGAUUUCCUCUUCAAGAAUAGAUCACCUGAAAAUCUCUCGGGCAAAAGAAAAGACAAGAAGCUUAAAAAAAGGACAUCCUCAGCUAUGUCUCCUGGGCUUGAUAAAACUCUAGAUGAUAGCUUCGAGGGAAAUACUCACGGAAAAAAGAAAAAGAAGAGUGGUGCCUUGUCUGCUAUGGGAGUGAUGAGCCCAAACUCUGGAGAUGUAUUUGAAAAUAAGAAACACAGCAAGAAGAAUAGUCUAUCAUCAGCUGCUCCUGAGCUGAGUGAAAGCUUUGUAGAAUUAGGAGGUAAACUUCAAGAAAAGAAAAAGAAGCAAAAGAAGAAGCUUUUAUCUGCAUUGGAUACAGAGCUGAAUGAAAGUGUUUUAGAUGCUACUGAAGGGAAGAAGAAGAAGAAGAAAAGAAGUUCAAUCCCUGAUGAAAUUGGUCUUUCACAGGAAUCUUUAGUUAACAUGGCAGGUUCACCCCCAAAGCGGAAGAAAAAGAAGUCAGAAGGUCAGGAAAAUCUAAGUAUGUCUGAGACUCAGGAGGGUGGCCUAGAUUCUCCAUUCAAGCACAGACCUGAUAUUACCCCAAAACAUAAAAAGAAGAAAGGUAAAGUGGAUGAAGUCACUGAUAGUGUAAAAUCUCCCAAGGAAGAAGUCUACAAAAGUUCACCCCUGAAUGUUAAAAAAAGUAAUAAAAAAGCAAGAUUAAGUUUACAUGGAAAAGAAUCAAGCAACUUAGAAGGAACACCUAAGAAGAAUGGAUAUGUUGAAAGUAAUGAACAGUGUUGGGCUGUGGAAGAAGAACUCUCGCUGAUUGACAGCGUACUUGGUAAUUUAGAUCCUAAAGAUAACGCACCAUUUAGAACAACGCUCCGUAAAAUAGACUGGAAAAGUGUUGCGAUAAAAGGCAGAACUCCAAGAGACUGCAGCGAUAUGUUAAAUAUAAUGAUUAGCAAGAUUUCAAAAUAUAAAACAUUGGCAAUGAUUCUUCAAGAAGCUAAGGAAGAAGUGUCAGAUAGUUCUUCAAGACUUAGGAGAAUAUUACCUCCAAGAUUAAGGUUCAUCCACAAAUACUGUAAAAAACACAAGUCUGAGGCGCCUUCCAGCGUACUUCGUUCAAAGGCUUCUACUGCCUGGUUAGAGUUAUCUGGGAAAGAAAAAAAACGCUAUGAACUUGAGUAUGCAAAGGAAGUUGAAGAAAUUAAAAAGACCCUCGAUUUACCUCCUGGUUCACCUAGAGGACCUUUUGAACUAUAUUAUGCCAGUGAAAUAGAGAAAGGAGGCUCAAAAGGAAUGGAACUCAAAAACAAAUGCAGAAAGUUGUUUAGUGAUAUGAAGAUUGAAGAGAAAAGUCAGUAUAUUCAUGAAUCUUGUCAAGAAGCAUCAAGGUGUAUAUCUGAGUACAAGUCAUAUAAGGAAUCACACCCAGACUUUGACAAACCAAUGCCUAAAAUCAGUGGGCGCAAAUUGUACAAGGAAUAUUUUGAAUUUUUAGGCAUGCCUAAAUGUUUAAAUAGUGUAGUUGGAAUUUUCUUUGACGAAAUGAAUAGGAAAGGAAAACUUGAUCAUGUUGAUGCAAAAAAUAAGUUGGUAACUGCAAAUGUAAUGUUCGGUAGUUUAUCUGAUGAAGAAAAAACAAAAUACAAAAUAAAAUGUAGAAAAGCAUUGCUACGCUACAAUCAAUUGUAUGAUGAGUGGAAAGAAAGUCUUAAUAGUGAUGUAGCAUUGGUUUUGGAAACAUAUUUUGAAAAUAAACCUAAGGGACAGGAAGGACAAUUUGGAGCUAAUCAUACGGUUGAAGUAAGCAUGGCAAAGCCAAAAUUUAAUGAUGAGCCUGAAAAACCAGCACCUACUCCUUUCAGAUUAUUUGGUAUCAAGUUUAGAAAACAAAGGAAAGACAAAUAUAGUAGCACAAAGGAAAUGGAAAAAGCUUGCGCUGCAGCUUGGAAAUCCUUACCAGCAGAGUCACAUUCAAAAUAUCUUGAGAGAUGUCAAGAAAAUCGGGAAAUAUAUAAAGACAAUUUACUAGAGUACGUUAGAAAUUUAGGAGAUGUAGCAAAGGUGUACCUGGGUUUUAAAAGAAAAGAGCAUCACAGGUUUUUUAAAGAAGACAUUUUUGAAGAGGAAUUCCCAAUUAAGGAUUAUCCCAUUUAUGUCAUAGCAAAGAAAGAGGUUGGUACUCUUCAAGGAGUGGUCAAGUCAAGGGCAUUGAGUGAAGAAGGUAUCAAAGAACUAAAAGUAAUGGGAAUGGAACACAGCAAGGAAAGCUCUGAGAGUGGUGGUGAAUCUUCAGAUGAGGAUUCUUCUGUCAGUGAUCAUAAACUGGAGAAGAGUGUACCAAAACAAAAAGAGCUACAGAGAACCCCAGCCAAAGAAAGCAUUAGUGAUGAUGAGGAUGAUGAAUCUUCAGAUGAGGAUGCCUCUGACAGUGAUCAUGAACUGGAGAAGAGUCUACCAAAACAGGGAGGUCUACAGAGAACCCCAGCCAAAGAAAGCAGUAGUGAAGAUGAGGAUGAUGAUGGUGAUGAUGAUGAUGAUGAUGAUGAUGAUAAUUGCAAUGUUACACAGGCAUGGGAGUCACCAAAGAAGUCCAAUCAAAAUGAUGAUAAUGAAGAUGACGAUGAUGAUGAUGAGAGUGAAGAUGAUGAAGAUGACAGUGAAUGAUGAGAAUUGUAGAAAAGGAUUUUUUAAUGCAGAAGUCCCAUGAAAAGGCUGAUAAUGAAGAUGAAGACGACAGUGAAUGAUGAGAAUUGUAGAAAAAGGAUUUUUAAUGGUAAUUAACUGGAUAAAUCCUAAAUCCAUGAGAAUUACUUAUGGGUUGAUAUAGUUCCGAGUUUACUUAUUGACGUGGAAGUACAUACUUCAUGAUCUUGAUUUCAUUGACUUGAAAUGAACAUUGCACUUUUUUCCAUCAGUUACUACAUUUUAUGUAGUACAAUUUUUGAAGAAUAUUUUGCAUACCUAUCCAUUGGAAAUAAGUAAUGUAAUGGAAUUACAAACUUAAGCAAUUUUUGAAACAUUUUAAAAGUUUUUUUUAUAUCCAUUUCAUCAUUAUUGGCUGGUUUUUAAAAAUUAAUUUUAUAUUUUAUGUUGCUUGGUUUUCAAGAUUGUGAUUUUAGUGAGGUUCCCAGAUGGUCAAAUUGUUGGAGAUUUAAUGCUUCAUUGGUAUAUGAUUCCAUAACUUAUGCAUAGAGGACAGUAAUGCACCUAUGGCAAUAUUGCUUGUUUUUAGGUGUUAAGGUAAUCCACCAGUAUGUUGCAAAGAAAAUUCUGAUUUGAGACCGAAGGAUUGUUAGUUAUGAAAAAUACAAAUAUUAAAAAAUUUGUCUUAUUUGAUCAGCUAGCUAUAUUGUACUAAUUUCACUUGAGGCAUUCACAAAUAAUUACCGGAAUUCUAUAUAUCUCACACUACGAUUAAAAAUGAGGAUGCAGUGAUUUGACUUGAGUACAAAGAACAUUUACAUUUAAACAGUACAAAGCAUUAUACAUUAAACUUUGUUGGAUGUUAGGGAAGAAGAUAUUUGUACGAAAUAGAUUCUGAUCAGUUACACAGUGAGGAUCGUAGGGAAAGGCUGGUUCUGUGCAACGUAAAAACACCAUACAAGCAUCUUAGAGAAAGGGUACUUUAAUCCACUUUUUGAGUUAACGGGAAAGACAGCUUUUUAAAAAGAGUUGUAAUAUGUAGAUUGAAUACAAUAUGAUUCCAGAUAUAAUAGGAAGGUAGGGGUCACUAACAAAAUGCCAGCAUGACUAAAUUGUUAAAGGAAGAAUUGUAUUUGAUAGGCAGGUAGGGGUCAAGAAGUUUUAGACGUGGUAGCCAUAGUUACAACUGUAAGGUUUGAAAUUGGUUACAUUGUACCCAUUAUCAAAAACUGUGACCUAAAUAUUUAAGAGUUAUACUUACACUUUAUACUUUUAAAUAUCAUUAUGUUUUACUUUUAAAUAUCAUGAUGUUUUAUACUUUUAAAUAUCAUGAACAUCAUAAUGUGGAAUAUGGAAGAUUUACAGUACGUAUACUUACUCAGAUGCUGCAAAUCUUCAACAGAGUUAGGAUUUGAUGCUGUACUGUUGUAAAGUAAAUAAAUUUACUUAACAGUGCUUUGUUUUCGCAGUAGGUUUCCAAAACUUGACCUACCUUGUUGAUUAUGCUUCAGGCAUGUGCACAAAAGAUAUUUAACUCUAUAUUUGUACAAUUAGGGAUUGGAACGUGGGCCAUUUAUCAAUAUCUAAAACUUGCAACAUUGUUUGUAUGUCUGUCCUUUUGAUAUGAAUUCCACUUUCCAACAUGGCUUGUUUUGUUGUAAUUUGUUACUGUCAUUUUCAGUGCUCCAAAUAUUCUGCAAUUUAUUUAUUAUAAUAGAAAAUGUGAUCGAUAGCUUUGAGCAAUCCUGUCCUAGAGAACUCAGAUCUCCUAGCUGGAAUUUAACUCUGGUGUCCUGGUAUCCUCUAGCCUUACGAAGGCUCCUUAUGGACUGUUGCGACAGGCUACAGAUAGAAACUCUGCUCUCAAAGCUGUCGUCUUCCUGGCCCUAGCAUUUGGCAAAAAGAGUGCAUGGUCUGUCAUAUGAUGUAAAACACACCAGAGAUUGAAGGCUUUAGUUUUAUAAUUUAUUCCAGAAUUGGCCAAGACACAAAUCCAGCCAUUUUUUAUGACAGAUUUGUCUCCGUUUCUGUACCUUCUUUUGGAGACCAAAUAAUGACCCUGACAAAAUGUAUUCUGUCAGAACACUGCUUAAAAAAAAAUAAAUAAAUAAAUAAAUAAAUCUUGCCACCUCAGACCAGCCUCUUGAAGACUGUUAGCACAGGCCGGGUCAAAAAAGAAAGAAAAAAAAAAAAAAACUAAAGAUGGCCGAGCUCUAAUUUGGCAUUUAAAGGAACAUGUCUAUUCAUAAAAUAUUGAGAGCUGGUUCAUGGUCAUGCCAAACCACUUUGUUCCUUUUUCUUGAAGGAUGUUGCCCAUAGGUCCUUGGAAACAUUUUUCCCUUGGGUCCGGUGGUGGCUGCUCAACAAGUUGUGUAGCUCAUCCCGUGCCCCUGCUGGGUCAGUUUGUAUCUUGUCUAAGAUGAGGGCAUGAAAGUGAAAUGAAUAAGAUAAUUGGUCUCAUUUCUUUUCUAUGUUUUACCUCCUUUACCUACGUUUUCAAUUUUCUACCUCCUCCUUUACUUACGGGCAGUAAGAAGAGAGAACCAUCAUAAGUUGGAACAGUCAUGGGUCGCCGAGGGUUAUGUGAAUGGCCCCACGCAAUUCGUGACCAAGCACAGAUGCCAGUAGUCCCUUGCAUAGACAGUUUUGUUUAACUUUACCAGUUUCCAGCCGGCAUUAGAAGAUCUAAUGUUAAGACCUCAAGUUUGUUAGUUAUGAAAAAUAAAAUUUGUCAUGUUAGAUCUUGUCAUAGUAGUUGAGUCGCAGCUUUGCCUUAUCAGUUUCUUUAAUGCCUACGUUGGGAGGAAUCCAACAUAUUUUUACAUUUUACCAUUUGUGUAGAAUUUGUGAGGUGAAAAUUUAUUUGUUGUGCAACGAUAUUUGGGCAAUUUUUGAGGUGAAAAUUUUGUGCGCGCAACGAUAUUUUUUUGGAUCAUAAUUUUUAAGUUGUUAAAAGUUGAAUGUUUCUAUGAUGGUUAAUGUAUCAUCAGUAAUUUUAAUUGCUAUUGGUAUUUCAGUAACACUAUCUGUUAUAUUUGGUAAACAUUAAUGCUUAGACACCCCCCCCAAUAUCUUAAUAUGUAGCAUCUUUGUUGAAUGCACUUUCUCCAUAACUGCCUUUUGGUUAUGGACUUUGGUGUUUAUUGAUGAUUUUCACUUAAUUCUUUCUCAUUCCCCUCUCUAAUGUUUCCACAACCAUAUUCUUUGAUUCUGAUGGAACACUAGGUCGUCGGCAUAUAGUAGCACUCCAGCUCGCUGAAAGUUAAUCUCAUAUGUAAAGACCGAAGCGUUGUAUGUCCGGAAAAAUACAUUUUAUUAAAAGAUUUAUCAUAUUCCACUCCAUUGUAGCAUAUGCCAUUGCUAUAAUGUGAAUAGAUGUUGCUGAGUUUUGAUAGCCACCUACAUUGAGUUUAGUUUUACAAGUUGCAGAAUAGAACACUACCAUUAACAGCCCCCUUAAUUACUAAUUGGUGUUUUUUGUGAUUCCCUUUCUAAAGCUCUUGAUUUGAUAUAGAUUUAUUUUCAUGUUCUAUUUCUGUAGAUGUCUCGGUGAAAAACAAUGUACGUAUAACACUGGCACAAAUCAAAGCUGACAGUUGUUAAUUUGACUUUUUGUUUACAAUUCCACCUUCAGUAUUGAGGAGGCUUUUUUUCCAGUUAUCACUUUCGGGAUUGUAUGAUUAAGAUUUGUUACUGUCCUAAAAUGUUCAUUAAAUUUUUCAUCUUAUUAGGAACUGUAGGGAUAUAUACUAUACUCUGAUGUUUGUAAGUUUUCACAUGAAAGUUCUUCUUGGUAGUCUGAUUUAUAACCAAGUCUGGAAGCCAUAGAUGUUGGCUUGGUAGUCUGAUUUAUAACCAAGUCUGGAAGCCAUAGAUGUUAGGAAAUGUUGUCAUAUGACCUGCCUUUUAUGCUUGUUAGUGGCAGAAAUACUGUUUCAGGAUUUGAUACCAGGAAUGAGGUUGAAUCAAUUUCGUUUACUUCGCUAUACUAUGAAGCAUUCAAACUUAGGUUUUUGCAUACAUGUGAACCUACUUCCAGCAGUGAAUUGUAAUUAUUCCAUUAUUUUAGUUAUGUCAUUUGUAAAGCUGCAGUUUGUAUGGUUUAUCGCAAUGUGUGCUAUAUCCAUAGGAAACCGUAUGAGCACGUGAAUUAAUAAAGCAUCGUCAAAACAUUGUCCAUAUGUGCAGACAAAACAGAGCAAAGAUGAUGGGUCAUAUAUUAAAAUAAUUUGUAUUAUUUUCAUAGGUAUACAAACUAGAUCCAUUUAUAUAUUGGAGUAUCCAUGAAUGCAAAGUGGAAUCAGUCAUUUGAAACAUGGUAACAAGGUAGUUAAUUGGUGGAGAUAUGGGGUUGAUGCCAGAACUAACCAGUCACCCAUGCACUGCAACAAAUGAAUACCCUAUGCGUGGGCCCAAGCUGACACCAAGAAGAACAUCCAGGUAAUACUUGAGCUGUCACCAACUGAAGCCUCAUACUUUACAGAUAAAGCAUAGGUAUGUCGAAGAGCUCUGUUGAAUGGUCACUUGAAAGUAGGCAUCCUUCAGUAAAUGUAAAGGAUGUCUAUGUUCAAGUCCCCUUUUCUGAUGGAUUCUAGCAAUCCGUGUUGUUUUCAUCUUGUAUGGAGUCUGUAAACACUUAUUCCAGGGUAAGAGGUCAAUCACCAUCUCUAACUUCAAGUCACCUUCUACAAUGCCUUUCUGUCAUCAUUUCCACCUCUAUAGAAAGGCUCAGACAUGCGCAAAUCUGGAGAGUAUCAUUGUCUCCAAGACAGGAGAACAAACAUCCUUGAAUGGAAGCCUGCAACUAUCAAGAAGAGCAGCUACAAACCAAAGCUCUGCUUCCUGCUCCUGCCACAUGGCCCAAUGGUGAACAGGCAACCCCCUUACUUGGCAUUGCACCUGAGGGAGGACAACAAACGGGCUGAGAAGACCUCCUACUCUUGGAAGAAGAGAAGACCUCCUACUCUUAGAAGAAGAAAGGCUGGAUUUCUGAUGAGCAGGCUUUUUUGUUAACCCAGACACAGAGGCCUCUGCAAAACCCAGAUGUAUAGAUCAUGUUUUCAAACUCAAAGGUUUGAAAGCAGUAUUCCCAUGAAAUACUUCCCAAAGUUUGUCCACUGGUUGGCCAGGGAGGUAAGGACCUUACCUCCCAAUACCAGCAACCUCUUAAACAGUACCCAGCCCAUGAGACUAGAUGUCUGACACAGGAGUUCAUGAAUGUGUUUAACCUUGUUACUAAGUUUAUAACAGCCGAUUCCAGCUUGCGUGGAAGGAUACUCAUAAACAAAAGGUGAUGGUUGGCAUUUCCCUAGGAACAAACUUAUGACAAUAAACAACAGUUUUUACUUAAUUAGAUGUAUAAAAUAUACACCAAUAUAAAAAUAACUACAGAUGUAGACAUGCAUGUGCACUCCCUGUCAAGUAAGUGAAUUAGGAUUCAAAAUUUGUUAAGGCCUUGGUACAAAAGCUGUGGUACCGUAGUCACCACUUUUUGUAAAUCAACUAAAUAUUUGCUGUGGUUCUUAGGUGAAUCAACAGCGACAGGUUUUUUUGUUAAGAGUCUAAUGGUAGCAAGUUUAUGAAGAUGGUCAUUGUUCAUUGGAGUUUGUUAUGUUUGUCAUGAGUAAUGAUAAGUAUUGAUUUUUUAAGAUAAGGUAAUUUUGUAUUAUUGAUUUUUAAGGUUAAGAUUGUUUAGUUUCUUUAAAAAGAUUUGUAACUAUUGUUCCAUUGCAACUGGAAUGUUAAAACUGGUUAUUGCACUGUCCAGGAAAUGGUCUAAUUUUGUAAAUACAGUAUAUGUUCAGU
Macrobrachium nipponense is the source of this 9353-nucleotide messenger RNA. RefSeq names its product nucleolar transcription factor 1-A-like. Bases 915 to 3569 code for a protein of 884 amino acids. The record is from RefSeq and is a predicted model, not a curated record. The transcript has 9 exons. Lineage: Eukaryota; Metazoa; Arthropoda; Malacostraca; Decapoda; Palaemonidae.